Molecule: messenger RNA, 3331 nt
Organism: Cydia pomonella (codling moth)
Lineage: Eukaryota; Metazoa; Arthropoda; Insecta; Lepidoptera; Tortricidae
Product: cytochrome P450 6a2-like
Exons: 2
Coding region: 1239-2723 (494 amino acids)
Molecular function (GO): oxidoreductase activity, acting on paired donors, with incorporation or reduction of molecular oxygen; heme binding; monooxygenase activity
Source: RefSeq, a predicted model, not a curated record
CUAUACAAUCUUUGCCAUUUACUGGUAUAUGAUAUUAACAUCGAUAAUGACCAUUGUUUGCAGAAUGAUAAAUGAGUAUUUAAUUUUAAUUUCCUACGUUUGUUUGCGAAAGGUAUUCAAAACAAUCCACAUAAUACCUAUUACUGGUGGUUAAGUGACCUAUCGGUUGUGUUUUCAAUUCAAUCGUGUUGUAUCUACAAGUUUAUCUUUUGUAACUGUAAAAAUAAGGUCAUGCUCAUGAAUCAUGAACUGAAAAGGUACUGCGUUGUUGUUUGAGUUAGAUAUUUGACACAACACAGAUGAAUAAUAAAGCCAACAAUUCUAAAGUACCUGCUUCAUGUUAUAUAUCUACCGCUACAAAUACCAAAUACUUACUUGUCUUUAGGUACUCGCAAUUCUUGUGUGGGGUCUUCCCUCAAUUUCAGUCAGUCGACAAUUUUUUAAUUUUGCACUUUGCACUCUGGGAGUUUGAUUUCUUAGAAUAGGUAAGAAGUAAUUAAUCUUCAGUGCUGCGAAACUACUCAAAGAUUAUCCCCUGGAACGUUAUUACUUCGAAUGCGGUUAUAAAAAAAAACAAUAAGCUAGCCUACGCCAGUAAUCAAUCAUAAUUGCAAGCACGCAUCUGAUAAAUAUUUUUGGCAAGAUUUCGUCGCUGAGAAUGGCAAUCGUACAAAUUAAGCGAGGAUCGGCGAACGUAAUGCAUACUUAAUGUGAUGGUGAUUAUUGGACCUAUUUAUUCCAGAACACAAUGGACAGCGUAGCGCACAAGCUAAGGUGUAGUAUAUGCAAGUCACGGGCGCGGUACGUCAACAUUCGCGGCCUUGAGCGGGCUUGCCGGCAACAAAGUAUUAAAACUAGCGACAGUAAUAUAUAUCUGCACAUUUAGGAAUUCUUUUGCAACGUUGGAAAACAAUAGCUCUUCUUUAAUAUAAUAAUGCAUACUAGUUGUAUGAUGUUGAUGACACACAUGAUAAUUGCUUGCGGUCCGCGCGAAUUUUAUUGUUUGAAAAUGUACUACUCGGUAUAUCAUUUUACUCUUACUGGCGCUCGCGCUCCGUAGCGCUUAUCUAUCAGUCGUUGGCCAUUCCACGCUUCGCUCACUCCAGCAUCGGAGCUCGCCCGCAGGCCACGCCGUCUCGCCCUGCAUUUGUUUACUCACGCUCGAAACGCCGGCAUGCGAUAAUCUGCGUUUAAUUUUCAAACAAUAACUUGAAUCAGAUAAAAUCAGUGUACCUACAAUGUGGCUCAGUGUUGUUCUUUUAGUGGUUUUGUUAUCGCUUAUUGUUCUGCUUGCGGUUUUUCAUUACGCUUCAAAUGGAAGAAAAUACUGGCUACAAAGAAAAGUAAUUUACCGCGAACCGUGUCCUAUUUUCGGGAACUUCGGCGCUACUCUGACAUCCCGGCGCAGCUAUGCAAAAAUGUUAAAAUAUUUCUAUGAGAAGUACAAAAACGAAAAGUAUGUCGGCAUUUUCCAAGCGCGCCGGCCGACACUGAUGGUGCUGGAUUUGGAAAUUGCGAAGACUAUAUUUUCAACAGAUUUUGCUAGCUUUAGUGACCGAGCAGCAUCGACAACGGACACCAGGCGAGAGCCUCUGUUAAGAAAUGUGGCGAAUAUGAGCGGUGCGGAGUGGAAGGCGAUGCGACAAAUAAUUACUCCAACAUUCUCUUCAGUAAAAAUGAAAGGGAUGUUCCCGCUUAUAUCAGAGUGCGCCCACAACCUCAGGAGUGUCUUGCUUAAUUCACUCGGGGAGGUUGAGGUCCCUGAAGUGAUGUGUCGCUACACGACCGAUAUUAUAGGAAGUUGCGCCUUCGGUGUCGAUCCUGGAUCGCUGAAAAAUCCUGAAUCGCCCUUCUUCAAAAUGUCAAAGAAAAUGUUUAAAGUAGACCGUGCCACCAUUUUGAAACGCUACUGUCGAACGUUUUUCCCCAGAUUGUUCAAAUUGCUGAAUUUGAAGAGUUAUUCUCCAGACGUCGAAGCCUUUUUCACAUCCGCCAUAAGCCAGGUGCUCAAAAAGAGACGCUCCGGCGACCAAAGAUGUGAUUUUCUACAAUUGAUGCUGAAUGUUCAAGAGACUGAAAAAGAGUUCGAAAUGACAGAUGCCCUAAUUACAUCUAAUUCGUUUAUAUUCAUGUUGGCGGGGCUGGAGGCUUCAGCAACGACAUUAUCGUUUUGUUUGUAUCAGUUGGCUAAAGACAAAGAGCUACAGGAUCGGGUCAGGGAAGAGAUAAAGGAAUGUAUGGAAAGGCACGGUGGUUUGAAUUUUGAGGCAGUAACAGCUAUGAAGUUUACUACUCAAGCAGUUACUGAGACGCUGCGCCUGCACCCGCCGACGCCGAUGGUCACUCGCCUCUGCACCUCACCUUGUGUGCUCACUGGCACUGACUUAAAAUUUGAGCUCAGAAACUCGGUGCUUAUCCCUCUCCAGUGCAUGCAACGCGAUGCCCGCUAUUUCCCGAACCCUGAAAAGUUUGACCCAGAACGAUUUAACGAUCCUAAGACACCAGCUAUUUUCGCUUUCGGUAGUGGUCCGAGAAGUUGCCCAGGAGGUCGUUUCGCGUACCUGACGGUGGUGGCGGGGCUCGCGGCCAUGCUGAGCAAGCUGGAGGUGGCGCCGAGCGCGCGAACUACUCCACGUAUUGAAUACGACCCCAGGAGUUUUAUGCUGAAAAACAAAGGCGGCAUAUAUCUUGAAUUCAAGGCUUUAGAUAUAAAUACCGCCUAAUAUUAAGUCUGAUAGUUUAGGUAUUUUUACUGUGCAGUUGUAAGUGAUAACACCUCAGAAAAGAAAUAUUGUUGUUGUAAGAAAUAUUUCGCUAUAAUGUGUGAAAUGCGUACUUCAAUGUAAUGAGGUGGGUUUUACCCGCGAGUAAAACCAGAUAUUUAGUAACGAUGAAUCAUUCUUUGCUCUCCUGCACGAUAUUGUAGGAUAGAGCAUCACCGUGAAUCUCGUUUCCGAGUGAAAUACAAAUGAAAAAAUAUAUUAAUAUGAUGAGAGGGAAGGUUGGAAAAUGCAACUAUUGUCAUAGUUUGUAGUUAUAAAUAGUAUUAUUUACUUGUUUAUGAAUUAUGUACUUAAGUUAUUAUAUGUUAUUACUUGUUAAUAUAAUGUAAAUGGAUUAUAUAAAUGUAAAUCUAUGUAAGUAUAUUAUGUCACCAACCUGUGUCAAAAAUAUUUCGAUUAGUAAAAUAACGUUUCAUGUUUUGAAUAACCUAAGUAAGCAUUGAUGUGAUAUAGUUACUAAUACCUAAGGGUCAAGCAUUUCAGAAGAAAUUAAUAAUUUGAACUUAUACUGCGUUGCUUAAUCUGAAAAGUAAAUGUCUAACCGAGAA